Fopius arisanus is the source of this 2126-nucleotide messenger RNA. It is a transcript of the gene ProRS-m, whose product is annotated as prolyl-tRNA synthetase 2-like protein, mitochondrial. Gene Ontology annotation, cellular component: cytoplasm; mitochondrion. The record is from RefSeq and is a predicted model, not a curated record. The transcript is spliced from 4 exons. Bases 13 to 1341 code for a protein of 442 amino acids. Gene Ontology annotation, biological process: prolyl-tRNA aminoacylation. NCBI's taxonomy places the organism in Eukaryota, Metazoa, Arthropoda, Insecta, Hymenoptera, Braconidae. Gene Ontology annotation, molecular function: proline-tRNA ligase activity; ATP binding.
GGAUAUUAAGAAAUGUCUCGGGAAUUAAUAAAUCACAUGCAACGCGUGUCCAAACUCCUUCAACCAAUUAAGACCAUCCCGAAGGAUGGAGCGGUCAAGGGUGUCAAUGCCUCAAAGAGCUACCAGUUGAUGAUCGACAUGGGCAUUAUCCGACAGUCUCUUCCUGGUAUGUACACACUGCUACCAUUGGGUAAUCGGGCACUUGACAAGCUCAAACGAAUCGUUAAUACUGCAAUGGAGAGCAUUGGAGCUCAAAAAAUCGUUCUGCCGAAUUUAACUGACUCUCGAUUAUGGAAGAAGACUGGUCGCUUGAAUGAAAUGGGUGACGAGUUGUUUCUCGUAAAAGACAGGCACAAGCAGCGUUAUGUAUUAAGCCCUACCUACGAGGAGUCAAUAACGAGUCUAGUCGCCGACGUGAAGCCUCAGAAGAGUCACUUGCCUCUGUUGUUGUACCAAAUAUCGAACAAAUGGAGGGACGAGAUGAAGCCCAGACUGGGAUUAUUCAGGGGACGAGAAUUCGUCAUGAAAGAUCUUUACUCCUUCGACGCCUCUGCAAAAUCCGCAGGGAGGACUUAUGAGGAUGUCGCCCGAGCCUAUAGGGGAAUUCUCGAUCACAUCGGUGUGCCCUAUUCCAUCGUGCAAGGGGACACUGGAAUCAUGGGAGGAAUCAUCUCCCACGAGUAUCAUUAUCUCGCUGAUAUUGGAGAGGACACCGUUGUAUCGUGUAAUGCCUGCAAUUUCCAGGUGAAUUCUGUAAUUUUCCAGGGAGAGACGUGUAAAAAUUGCGGAGGAGAAGUAUCCAAAAAAUCUGCUAUCGAGAUCGGCCACACUUUUCUGUUGGGCACAAAAUACUCAGAAGUGCUGCAAGCAACUGUGCACACCCAGGGGUCAGAAAUUCCUCUGGUGAUGGGUUGCUAUGGUCUGGGCCUGACUAGACUACUGGCAGCAUCUCUGGAGAUAUUGUCCACGAAUGAAGACCUUAGGUGGCCAAAAGCCCUGGCUCCCUACACCGUCUGCAUCAUUCCACCCAAGGAGAACAGUAAGGAGUCCCCUGCAGCUCACUUUGCCUAUGAAAUUGCAGAGAACUUGAUGGAGAGGAAUAUCGAUGUGAUUUUUGAUGACAGAACGCAUCUGACUAUUGGCAGGAGAAUGCUUGAUGCCAGAAGAACUGGCUAUCCUUACGUUGUAGUCGUCGGGAGGUCUGCCGUGCAGGAAACCCCUUUGUUUGAGUUUCAUGAUGUCAAUGAAGGAGAGAGAGAAGACGUUAGUUUAGAUCGAUUGUACAAUUUCUUUGAGAAUUCAGCAUCUGGCAGAACAACACGAUCACAAAUUGCUGUUUAAAAUCAGGAAUUAAGAUAUCAUGUUUUUUUAUUGGAUUGAAAAAUCUUUAGAGAAUUAAAAAAAUUUCAUAAUAUGAAAAUAUAAGGAUAGAGGAUAAAUUAAUGACUAUUGCUUUGUUAUUGAAAAAUACGUCAAUGUUUAUUUUCCUACUAAUGUCUUUUUUUUUUACUUUUUGCUUUCGAAUGGAGGAAAGAAGCAUUGUCAUAGUUGAAAUUGAAGUUUUGUAUUUUUUGAGUUAUGUCGAUCGAUUGUACCUCAAAAAAAUUAGAAAAUCCAAUUGUUAUUUGGGGAAUUUAUCUUUCAAAUCUCAUCUCCCAUUGGGCCUUAAUGCAUCAGUGGAAUGGACUGCUUUUUUUUCUCAUAUGUAAAUACUGUCAAGUCCUGGCCGCCGAUCUAAAUUAAAAUUCCAUUCAUUUAUCAGUUUAGUUAAUUUCCAAGUUGCUUCAAAAAUUAUUUCUUCCAUAAUAACUGAAGGAAAAAUAUUAUGAAAUACUUCGAUGACGUAUCGAUGUAUAGGAAAGAUUGGGGCCCUUCGCCGAAUAUCCGACUUCAGUUGAAUUUGAUCAGAUCUUGAAAUGAUAGAUUCAAUCUUAUACGGAUGAAAUUAAUUACCAUAGCCAUGUUUAUUGAUAUAAUUGUUAUUACGGCUUUCUUUAUUUAUUCCACAUUCAUACGAUUAGGUGAAAAGCAAAUAUUUGAAUACAAUUGUCGAUAAGAUUUCAUCGAAAUUUCCAAAUGAAAGCGUAAUUACUCACUUUUCUCAAUUGAAAUAAGAGUCGUAGAAA